Molecule: messenger RNA, 522 nt
Organism: Cyprinodon tularosa
Lineage: Eukaryota; Metazoa; Chordata; Actinopteri; Cyprinodontiformes; Cyprinodontidae
Product: cytochrome c oxidase assembly protein COX16 homolog, mitochondrial
Exons: 4
Coding region: 64-384 (106 amino acids)
Biological process (GO): mitochondrial respiratory chain complex IV assembly
Cellular component (GO): mitochondrial inner membrane
Source: RefSeq, a predicted model, not a curated record
UCAGCCGUAAGCUGUUUGCUAACCGUAGAAUAACAGAAGGACAUGUAGCAGGAGAAAGAAAUCAUGUUUAAUUUAAAUUCACUGCAGAGAAACAAAACAAUCAAGUAUGGAGUUCCUAUGCUUCUGCUGGUCGUCGGCGGCUCCUUCGGUUUGCGGGAGUUUGCUCAGAUCCGUUAUGAUGCCCAGAAGAUCAGGAAAAGGCUGGAUCCUUCACUGGAGGCGAAGGUGAAUCCACAGAAGCAGGCGGUCAUACUGGAGGAGGAAUAUGAGAAGUUGAAGGAAAUUCAUCUAGACGAGUGGAAGAACAUCCGUGGUCCUCGUCCCUGGGAGGACUCCAGGGAGUAUCAGGAGCAGCAGCGCAAAAAUCUCAGCAAAACAGACUGAGGCUGCGGCCCGAGCUCGCCGUACGCACGCUCAGAAACACCAGAUCACAGAAGACAGAGCAGAGCCCCACGGAGACGACGCCACUGAUGUUUGCUUAUCCUCCACGCUGCCUGCAGCUCUGCAGCUCUCAGCCUGUGU